GGAGCUGCAGCCGGGAGCGUGCGGCACGCGCUGCCGGCUGCCCCGAGCGCCGUCACCGGCGCCGCCGCACCUCGACCCCCGCCCCGCAGAGCCGCGCGCGCGCAUCUAUCCGUAUUCCUCGGUUGCUUAUUACGAUUUUUCUUUCUUUCUUUCUUUCUUUUUUUUUGCACGCAACCUUUUUCUGUUCCGUUUUGUCCUUUUUAAGGCGGGGGCGGCGGCAGCGUAAGCUCGGGGCGGGGAGGGGGCGGCCGGAGGAUGCGGCGCGGGGCUGCGCUCGCUACGUCCGCAGCUGCUGCCCGGCUCGGGCCUGAGCGCCGAGCAGGAUGCACCAGCUCUGAGGUUGUGGCACCUAUGACGGGACACUGGGGCCUCAGACCCUGGCUGGGGGCAGCUUACUCUGGCCUUCCCUGAGCUGACACGGCUCCCACACGGUGCUGUGGCCUCCAUCCACUCCCCGGGAAUGCUGGCUCGGGAGAACACAGCUGGGACCCAGCCACACACAGGGUCCCAAGUGAUGGUGGUUUACACGGAGGACGAGCUGAGCCCUGCACGACUGGUUAGUACGGUGGAGUUUGCAGCGGCGUCUGCCGGCUGGUGGGUGUGAACCUCGGGCUUUCAGCGUCUCAACCCGACAGGAAGCAUGUCUAAGAAGAGCCGGAACAAGGGCGAGAAGCCCGACACGGAGGCUGAUGCCGUGCAAAUGGCCAACGAGGAGCUGCGGGCCAAGCUGACGAGCAUUCAGAUCGAGUUCCAGCAGGAAAAGAGCAAGGUGGGCAAACUGCGCGAGCGGCUGCAGGAGGCCAAGCUGGAGCGCGAGCAGGAGCAGCGGCGGCACACGGCCUACAUCUCGGAGCUCAGGGCCAAGCUGCAUGAGGAGAAGACCAAGGAGCUGCAGGCGCUGCGCGAGGUGCUCAUCAGGCAGCACGAGCAGGAGGCCGCACGUACAGCCAAGAUCAAGGAAGGCGAGCUGCAGCGGCUGCAGGCCACACUCAAUGUACUGCGGGAUGGUGCGGCCGACAAGGUCAAGACGGCGUUGCUGGCCGAGGCGCGAGAGGAGGCGCGCAGGACCUUUGACGGCGAGCGCCUACGGCUGCAGCAGGAAAUCCUGGAGCUCAAGGCCGCGCGCAAGCAGGCAGAGGAGGCGCUCAGCAACUGUAUGCAGGCGGACAAGACAAAGGCGGCGGACCUGCGCGCUGCCUAUCAGGCGCACCAGGACGAGGUUCACCGCAUUAAACGAGAAUGCGAACGUGACAUCCGCAGGCUGAUGGACGAGAUCAGAGGGAAGGAUCGUGUUAUUCUGGCCUUGGAGAAGGAACUUGGGGUUCAGACGGGUCAGACUCAGAAGCUGCUUCUUCAAAAGGAGGCUUUGGAUGAGCAGUUGGUUCAGGUCAAAGAGGCAGAACGGUACCACAGUAGCCCCAAGAGAGAGCUCCCGCCUGGGAUAGGGGACAUGGCAGAGCUCAUGGGCGUCCAGGAUCAACAUAUGGAUGAGCGAGACGUGCGGCGAUUCCAGCUAAAAAUUGCUGAGCUGAACUCGGUGAUACGGAAGCUGGAGGACAGAAAUACCCUCCUGGCAGACGAAAGGAACGAACUGCUGAAACGCUCCCGGGAGACCGAGGUCCAGCUGAAGCCCCUUGUGGAGAAGAACAAGCGAAUGAACAAGAAGAAUGAGGAUUUGCUGCAGAGCAUCCAGAGGAUGGAGGAAAAAAUCAAGAACCUCACAAGGGAGAAUGUGGAAAUGAAAGAAAAGCUGUCCGCCCAGGCGUCUCUGAAGCGACACACUUCCUUGAACGACCUCAGCCUGACCAGGGACGAGCAGGAGAUCGAGUUCCUGCGGCUGCAGGUGUUGGAGCAGCAACACGUCAUCGACGACCUCUCACUGGAGAGGGAACGGCUCUUGCGCUCCAAAAGACAUCGUGGGAAAAGUCUGAAGCCCCCCAAGAAGCAUGUUGUGGAGACGUUUUUUGGAUUUGAUGAGGAGUCCGUGGACUCGGAAACAUUGUCAGAAACAUCCUGCAACACAGACAGGACAGACAGGGCCCCGGCCACACCAGAGGAAGACUUGGACGAUACGACGACCAGGGAGGAGGCUGAUCUGAGGUUCUGCCAACUGACCAGGGAGUACCAGGCCCUGCAGCGGGCCUACGCCCUACUUCAGGAGCAGGUCGGGGGGACGCUGGAUGCAGAGAGAGAGGCCCGGACUCGGGAACAGCUCCAAGCUGACUUGCUGAGGUGUCAGGCCAAAAUUGAAGACUUGGAGAAGUUACUGGUUGAAAAGGGACAGGAUUCCAAGUGGGUGGAAGAGAAGCAGCUGCUCAUCAGAACAAACCAAGACUUGCUGGAAAAGAUUUACAGGCUGGAAAUGGAAGAGAGUCAGCUGAAGAACGAAAUGCAAGACGCGAAGGACCAGAACGAGCUACUAGAGUUCCGAGUGCUGGAGCUCGAAGAAAGAGAGCGGAGGUCGCCAGCAUUUAACCUCCAAAUCAGCACCUUCCCCGAGAACAACAGCAGCGCCCUCCAGCUGUUCUGUCACCAGGAAGGAGUUAAGGAUGUGAAUGUUUCUGAACUUAUGAAGAAGCUAGAUAUCCUUGGCGAUAAUGGGAAUUUGAGAAACGAAGAACAGGUUGCAAUAAUCCAAGCUGGAACUGUGCUUGCCCUGUGUGAAAAGUGGCUGAAGCAAAUAGAGGGAACUGAGGCAGCCCUGACCCAGAAGAUGCUGGACCUGGAGAGGGAAAAGGACCUAUUCAGCAGGCAGAAGGGCUACCUAGAGGAGGAACUGGACUACAGGAAGGAAGCCCUCGACCAGGCGUACCUGAAAAUCCAGGAGCUGGAGGCCACGCUGUACAACGCGCUGCAGCAGGAGCCGGGGCGGAGGGCCAGCGAGGCGCUGAGCGAGGGCCAGCGGGAGGACCUGCAGGCCGCCGUGGAGAAGGUGCGCCGGCAGAUCCUGAGACAGAGCCGCGAGUCCGACAGCCAGGUCCUGCGGGAGCGCAUGGAGCUGCUGCAGCAGGCCCAGCAGAGAAUCCGAGAACUGGAGGCUAAGCUGGAGACCCAGAAGAGACAUCUGAAGGAGUUGGAGGAAAAGCAUUCAUUCUGUGGCCUUGAUGACUUCAGUGAGCAAAGAACUCGGGAUAGAAAAAUUGCUUAUGGAAUAUGUUGAGUCCCCAUGGCAACCCCAGCCCCACUCAAAGCAAAAUUCAACAGCAAAACAAGCAACUUCAAGCCAGAGACUGAACACAGAAUCCACGAGUACUCGAUGAGGAGGCCUUUUGGCUCCAUGGCUGGGCCCCGGCUGGGCUGAGCUGCAGGAACCCCGAAGACGAUGGGGAUUUUGUCAAGCUCGGGGCUUCAUCCGAGUCCCUACUCUGGCACGUUCUAAGCCUGAGGGGCAGAGACCUGAAUACCAGGAAACUAAGUGCAAUUACUAGAACUGAGUCACUGGAGGGCCACUGCACUGUCAGGGGCUGGGCCAGAGUCCUUGUCCCUGCUCUGCAUGCCCCCUGCCCCCCAGCCAUGGGGGCAUGUCCAGCUGGACAUAGACCUAUGUACAUAUAUCUCCAUGAACUGUGCUCUGUGUACCCUGGAAUCUGUCAGCCAGAGUGACUUGCAAAUGUCCCUGUGAUUCGAACCCAAGUUCAAACC
This is a messenger RNA of Mustela lutreola (European mink), 3642 nucleotides long. It is a transcript of the gene JAKMIP1, whose product is annotated as janus kinase and microtubule interacting protein 1. The record is from RefSeq and is a predicted model, not a curated record. NCBI's taxonomy places the organism in Eukaryota, Metazoa, Chordata, Mammalia, Carnivora, Mustelidae. Gene Ontology annotation, molecular function: kinase binding; GABA receptor binding; microtubule binding. Bases 641 to 3160 code for a protein of 839 amino acids. The transcript is spliced from 23 exons.